ACCCCGCUCGGACCCCUCCUCUAGCGCGCCCGGCCGCCCCUGAGUCUGGCCCUGUGCAGCUCGCCUGCCUGCUCACCUUUACCUGCACGCGGUCCUGACCGCCCCCUCCUUCCCUCCCUCCCGGAGGGACCGCGCUGCCCUGUGCCCAUGUGACUUUCGUGAGCCCUCAUAUCUGAUUUACUUAACAGCCCUCAGUUGUCUAACUGCCCCCAAACAACGAUUCUGUACCAACGACCCCGAACCCCUCUGCCCUACCCAGUCCCCGCCUGUCUGUCCUUCCAUCAUCCCAAGUUACCAUCUGCAGGUCUCACUUACUCUACGUUUGGCUCCAGAAAAUUAAUUUCCUGACUUAUCUUUGAACGUCCACAUUCCCUAUGCUCGCUGUCUUUAAACCGUGUCACCAAUGAGGAGACUCUGUCCAGCCACCCAGCCUGGUCCAGCCACCCAGCCCAGUCCAGUCGUGCAGGAAGAUGGAGACAACCUCAUCCCCUUUGCCAAGUGUUCCAGAGUGGUCCGCCGCUCAGCACCCCCCAGCUUGCCUCCCCAGAGCCUCGGACUGCUGCCCCAGCGAUACGGAGCCCUCUUCUGGGAGAACCUUAGCCAAAGGCCCAGCCCCACCGGGACGGAAGAACAGUACACCCCACCCCUGCUGAGAGCCACUGGAUGCUCCCAGCCUGGCCUGUACCCCCCUGAGGGGCUCCCACCACCAGAGGUGCUUUGCAGAAGAAAGAGAAGAAGGCCAUAUUUGGCAGGAAUGCAGCAGGGACCUGCGGGCAUCCCAGCCCGGGUGAGGGCAGUCACUUAUCACCUGGAGGAUCUAAGGAGGCGACAGAGACUCAUCAAUGAACAGAAGAAGGCCCAGUGGGGCAGCUCUGGGGCUGCAUCUGAGCCCCUGGCGCUUGCCGAUGACCACCGUGGAGUCCCCAGUGCCACCGAACACCGGGGUCUGGAAGAGGACAGGGCUGCCUAUCCACAGGAGGACGGCCACCUUCUCACCGCUGGCCGGCCCCAGCUGCUCUGGUCUCCCUGGAGCCCCCUGGGCCACGGGGGGUCUUGCCUCCCCAGGCCGCUGGGCUCCCUGGCCUCCUUCAGCGCUGUCACAGCCAGCAGGAAGCUCCUCUGCAAGCCCUGGGGGAUGGAGGUGCAGUCUGAGGAGUGAGGACGGACCCCAUGCCCCCGAUGCCCCAGACGCCCUCCGCUGCCCCCGCCCAGCGGGCCCCGGGCUGGUUGGCGGCCCUGGAGCCUCCCCCACUUGUGACAGCGAGGCGUUUCCCCCUCCUCAGCGUCUCCCAGCUGCCCCCACCCCCAGCACUGGGCGCUAACAGCCCCCUUGGCCUCCCUGGUCAAUCCGCUCUUCGCGGGGCUCCCCGGGGCCGGCUGCCCCCCGC
Molecule: messenger RNA, 1388 nt
Organism: Leptonychotes weddellii (Weddell seal)
Lineage: Eukaryota; Metazoa; Chordata; Mammalia; Carnivora; Phocidae
Source: RefSeq, a predicted model, not a curated record